Messenger RNA from Penaeus monodon (black tiger shrimp), 2070 nucleotides. RefSeq names its product eukaryotic translation initiation factor 5B-like. The transcript has 10 exons. Bases 163 to 1878 code for a protein of 571 amino acids. NCBI's taxonomy places the organism in Eukaryota, Metazoa, Arthropoda, Malacostraca, Decapoda, Penaeidae. The record is from RefSeq and is a predicted model, not a curated record.
CCUGGAGAGAACAGCGGACGGAAGCGAACACGAGCGUUUGUGUUAUUCUUCGCCCUAACGUCGGUGGUGUUAGGCGCUGGUUCUCCUGUUCUCUCUUCGUGGUUGGCAGAAGAGAGGAGAUAUUCGCAGUGACAUCACUCUUAAUUACCUCUCAUCAACGAGAUGUUGAGGUUAAUGACCCCCCGCGCUGUCCUGCUCGGCCUCGCGUUCCUCCUGGUGGGCGUGAGUGCGCUUUUGGACGAGGGCGCGGGCGUGUGGGCGGGGAAAAGCGGCGUCGGAGAAGGGGCGUUGAAAAAGGGGCGGGCCAGGAGGAUGGAACCCAAGUUUGUGACACCUCAUAAGCCUGAGAAUCGCCGCCGACAUGACUGGAACAUGUUUGACGAGGAAGGGGAAUCCCCGACGCGUAGAAAACGGGCACCGAAGAAAACGCGAAGAAUGGCUGCCGAGGAAAAAUACAAAUACGAAAUUGAAAAACGAAAGAGGAUGGAAAGGCGCACGAGGGAGGCGAGGAUAGCAGAAAAUGAAGGAGAAUGGAGGGGUGAAGGAGAGAGAAGGAGAAUGAGGAAAGUGAGAAGCGCAGAAAAUGAAGGAGGAUGGAGGAAUGAAGGACAACGAAAGAAAAUGAGGAGAGUGAGACGAGCAGAAAAUGAAGGCGAAUGGAAGGGUGAAGGAAAGAGAAGGAGAAUAAGGAAACUGAAAAAAGCAGGAAAUGAGGGAGAAUCGAGGAAUGGAGGAGACAGAAGGAGACGUAAGGAAGAGAAAAAGGCAGAAAAAGGAGGAGAAGGAGGAGGAAGAGGACAAGGAAGAAAGGAAAACGGAAACACGAUUGUAAAUAAUGGAAAAGGAGAAAAGUUUGGCAGAAAGAGGGGAGAAAAAAUGAAGAAGAAAACAGAAGAAGCAAAUAAAGAGAGAAGGAAAGAGGUCAAAAAGAUGACAAAAAAGUUAGACGACACCACGCGAAGGAAAGUCGCGACGAAGGACAAAGAUAAGAAGAAUAAAAAUAAAAAAAAGAAAGAGAAAGGAAGUGGAGAGGAAACGUAUGUCCUGGGAGAAGUUACGACCAAGUUUAACUCUGACUCAAAGGGAAAGUGCAUAGCGACGGACGCCGUUCUGGGAACAGAUUCGGUGGUGGUGUACACGACCAACCAGAAGAAGAAGAGCAAGUGUAAGAUCAAGAUUAGGGGCAAGAAGGGCACAAAACUGACGAUGCAAUGCAGUCGCUUUUCGCUCGAGGACAGUGGUUGCAACGCGGAGACGUUGCAAGUGUUCGACAAGGGAAGCAAAGAAACAACCAAAUUCUGCCAAGACGACAACCCGGGCGACGCGUUUUCCUUGUCAACCAACAACCAAAUUCAACUGAAAUACAAGAAGAAAAAGUUUAGAAAAAAGGACAGCGAAGUCAGUCUGGGUUUCGUGUGUAAGGUGGCUGUCGAGGGUUCGACCCAAGCUGACCUCCUUCUGGGAAACGAGGAGGACUGUGGGAAAACCUUUGACCUGGAGAUCGGUCAGUCGGCGGUGGUAGCGUCCACGGCCUCGGGAGGGAGCUGCUCCAUCAGCCUUAAUGGGAAGUCGGGAUCUGUCCUCAGUAUAGAAUGUCCUUACCUGAAUUUCAAAAGGAAAUGCAGAGCUGAGGAUCUUUACGUCGAAGAUCUGAACGGUUUUGAGAGUUUUCGACUGUGCAAAGGCUCCACUGAUCUGCCGUUUAGCGUGACGACGUCUAGGAUGAGGCUAACGUACACGAGAGACAAGGCUACGCAGUGGGGAGACUUCGUGUGCCGGAUUACCGCUGUUGUUCAGUUCGGACAUCGACGAGCCAUUGUUUCGUCAGUCAUUCUCGAAACAAAGAAGACAAAGAUAACAAUAUGUACGAUCUCCUAAUGUCUAUCGGACAACGAGCCUAACUCUUUUUCUGGACGUGUUUUGCAUAUCGGAAAGAAAAUAAAUGUCAAAAAGGUUUAUUUACAGGUGUGAAGGGUGACGGCAAUGGCAAUUAAUUCGUCAGCCUGAUUUAUUGGUCACAUUGAUAUUACAGCCGGUAAUAAAAGUGAAAUAAAGGAAGUGUAAAAAGUA